Molecule: messenger RNA, 3922 nt
Organism: Cricetulus griseus (Chinese hamster)
Lineage: Eukaryota; Metazoa; Chordata; Mammalia; Rodentia; Cricetidae
Source: RefSeq, a predicted model, not a curated record
AUGCCCAUGCGCCAGGCCGCCAUUCGCUCCCAAGGCUCAGUGCUAUGCCACAGACCUUACCAAGUCCAAAGCAAUCUGAGCAGCUUUUGUCCCCGCUUGGCCCCUGCCCUGAAGGACACAACUGGCCAACUAGGUGACCCAGGUCUCUGGCAGCAGAGUAACCUGAAGCUUCCCGCAGGGAGGUCCCAAUCGACGAGGGCCCAAGAGCCCUUUGCACAGCAGAGUAACCUGUGCUUCCGAGGGAACGCCAGCCCCCAUCUGCGGAACAGCUGCCUGCCACCAGCUGGCCCACCCUCCCACCAGAGGCAGACACUCCGGGCCACGGACACCCUCUGCUUAGACCUGAGACUCUCUGGGGGCUUGGCUCCUCUUGAUGGGUGUAUAUGGCCUGGCCCCAGGCCCUGGUGUGCUUCAGGGAGCUGGGCACCCAGGCUUGUGGGGGAGCCCCUCACAUUGGAGGACCUGUCUGUCUGUGCCCACAGCCAGUCUUGGGUCUCAUCCCGUUCCUCGUGCAUCACUGACCACUGGCUGCUGGACUCUAUCCAACACCUAGAGCCUGUGGCAACCCGUUCAAGGAGCCCGACAUGCCAGGAACACCCAGGCCCUACACAUAGGAGGGCCCACACCCGCAGUAGCCAGUCAACCCCUACUCAACCUUGGCCCAACCACCCUAGGGAAAGUAUAAAUCUCCUGGAGACUCUCAGGGUCCAAGCUAGACUCUCGGAGUCCCCUAACAAGGCUCAAAGUGUUGGGACCUCAGAUCCCCAGGCAGUGUGCCAGAAGCUGCUGUCCAGAUGUUUCAGAGCCUGGAAGCAUUUGUCACAGAGGCACCAGGCAGCAGCUAAGGCCAUAGCUCUGAGACACAGGCAGCUGAUGCAAAAGAGCCUAAGAGUACUGCGUUGGGUCCAACGGCUCCGGCUCCGGCUCCAGGAGGCCCAGCUGGAGGCAGCAUGGGAGCAAAGUGCAGAAGCGCUGCUGGCCUGGGGCUUCCAAGAGAGGAAGCCCUUCCUUGGGAAGAAAAGCAGCCAUAGACCUUGCCUGGAAAUGCAGGUGAGCGUGGACACCAAGACUGAGCGAUGUGGCCUAGGCAGCUGGUGGCCUACCCCCACCCCCACCCUGCCCCUGUCCACCAGCUUCUUCCACAGAGAACCAUGGUGCUUCAGGGCCUGGCAACGGUUUGUGCAAAGAGGGGCCCAGUGCAGGAGACACCUGGCCCACCAACGGGUGAGGAUCUUGAGGGUAUGCUUGGGACAGUGGAUGGAGAUGAAGCAGCUCCAGGCCUCAGAUGUGACAAAGGUGACUCAGUUGUCCCUCUGGAAUAAGGCCCUCGGCAUCUUAGUCCCAGGAACCACCACCUCCUAUUGCCUGGAGACAGUGGUCCAGGCGCAGCAGCUGCCCCAGGAGCCAGAUCCGUGCUCCCUGUGGGAAGCCUGCCAAAGGUUGGCUCUGCACCGGGUCCUGCUGCUCUGGAGGACACGACUCUACCAGCACCAGCAAGCUCUCCGAGUGAUCCAUUGGCUUCAACUGAUCAUGGCCUUCCCGCUGGGUUCCCUCACAGCAGCCCUGUCCCUGUCGUGGGUGCUGGGGGUCCCAGAGACUUACCUGCCCCCCUCCCCCAGCUCCUUUUUCCAGGGCAUGCAGAAGCGGGCUCUGCAGCACAUCCUGAGCCAGUGGCACUUAAGAGCCUGGGGUCCGGAGCCUCCCUCAAGCAGCAUGGAGACCAUGUUAGCCCUGCAGCCAUGGGGCAACAGCCCGAGAGGGGAAGCCUGGCUGGGCCUCGGAACAUCAGGAGGGCCACUGGAGAAGGUGCAGGUCCAGCAGACCCAGAAUGCAGUGAGGCUGUACCGCCUGUCCUCCUCAGCUCAAGGGCCCUGGAGAGAGCUAGCUGCUCACUGGGGCUGAGAUCAGAGCCGCAGGGCUGUGAUGGGUCUGUGGUGGCGGCCGCUGGUGCAGUGAUGGGCAGUGCUGAAGAGAUUCCAGGAGCAGGGCAGGAUGGAGCAAGUGGCCCUGAGCUGCUGGCUCUCCUGCUGGCAAAGUGAGCCAAGGAAUGGCUAUUUCCAGGCCUGGUGUGAACACGUGAGGGACAUAGGAGUGUCCCAGGACCAUUGUCAAGCCUUCCAGGACGACCUGAGAGGAGACCUGGGGGCCACAUUUGCUAGCUCACAGGAGGCCUGCAAAGUAGGGCCCCAGGCACAGGAUCCAUGCGUGGCCCAGGCCUCUGUCCUGGGCUGGAGAAGCUUUCUGCAAGAGUGUGGAACUGACAGGCAGCUGAGGAAGGCCCAGGCCUGGCAGGCUUUUGCAGUAUGGCGAGUCUCCCUGGGGCAGUCCCGUGAGGCUCAGCAACAGGAGGGAAGGAGCUUUCAAGUCCUGAGCCCAGUCCAGGUGGCCCUGUGCUGGGUCCCUUGGAUGCAUGAUUCCUACCUAGGCCAGGUCCACCAAGCUCACGCUGCCCAGCAGCUGACAUCCAGGUGAGUAUCCAAGGCCCAAGCCCAACCUCAAACCAUGCUUCCAGCUCAGCUUUUGAACUUGGUUUUGGUAAGGGUGGAGCAUAUUGGGUGUCUGAGUGGUGCCUGCUGAGUGUCUGGAUGGCUGGGGGGCUGGGGGCGGGUGCUGACACAUGGAGUGGAUCCCAAUCCUGUCCCCUUUAGAGUGACCCACCCUUGGAAAAGCUGCCGACAUUAACGGCCUUGCCUUGUAGCCCUGCCGAGUGUGCUCAGUGCAGCAAAGGGGCAGUUGGCUGGCAUCUUGCCAGGGGAGGGGAGCAGGGUGUAGCUGUCAGUUAGAAUUGUCCCUUUAGACAGGAUGCUUGUCCCUCACGUGUGUGAUAUUCUACUCAUUUCUGAGACUUUCCGUGCACAUUUCUUGGAUUAUCCAGCAUAGGGGUGGGAGAAGGCCCAGGCCUGGGCAUUGGUGUUUUGCAGAGCUCUAGAAACCUGGCUCUGAUGGACACCUCCUACUUCUCCAGGGUCCUAGAGGCCUGGAUGCAGUUAGCAGGCCAGGCCCACAUCCAUCGAGCUGAUGUCACCCACUGUUGGUGGAGGCUUCAGUGUCUCUUUAGGACCCGCUGGGUUCAGUGGCUCUCAACUCCAUUGAGAUGGUGGCUGGAGCCACAGACCCAGGCACAGAACAUGGACUUCAGGCACUGGCUGAGGCUGGCCAACAGAGGGUGCCUCCUGCAACUGGACACCCCAAACUUUUUGAUAGAGGUGAGGUGAGCCCAGGGGUGUGUGUGCGCACGCACACAUGUGUGGGUGUGUGUGCGCACGCACACAUGUGCGCAUGCACGCUUGUACUGUGUGUGUGGGGGGAGUCAUUUCCUCGUCUUAAAAUCAGCUGGUUUCUGUCCACAAUGGGAUUGCGGCUCUAGGGGCAAACAGACUUACAGACACCACCAACCCUGCUCUGGGUGGCCAGCAAGAUGGUGGAGAUUGGAGGACCCAUCAGCAAACGUCUGGAGUGACGACAGCCUUGUGCAUGUCUGGUUACACAGGGCCUCUGUCUAUUGAGGAAAUGGACACAGAUUUUUAAAAGUGUUUGUGGCUGAGCAUAUUAGUACAUGGCUUCAGUUCCAGCACCAAGAAAGCAGAGGCAGACAGAUCUCUAUUGAGUUGGAAGCCAGUCAGGCUGCGUUGUUUGUUAAAAAAAUAAAUUUUUUCAAAAAGACAAAUAAUUUAAAAAAGGUAAAGGUGCUUGCCAUGCCAGCCCAGUAACUGACUUAAGGUGGAAGGAGACAAUAAACCCCACACAGUUGUCCUCUGGCCUCACCAUGUGUACCAAGGCAUGCAUGCCUCUCCCCACACUCACCACACACAUUAAUCUUAUUUUAUUUUUAUUUGAGACAGGGUUUCUCUGUGUAGCCCUGGCUGUCCUGGAACUCACUCUGUAGACCAGGCUGGCCUCAAACUCACAGAGAUCCACCUGC